UGAAGGGUCUCGCUAAGUGAGCUGAGGCGUUUUGGGGCUCCAAGUCCGGUUGGCGGAGUUAUAAGAGAUUCAAAGAAAGUCGCUAGCCAAGGUGGACAGUCUUCACCUGACCUUGUCAGGAAGUGAUAGUGACCGCCUCCUCGAUCUUCCUCUCCUUUCGCGAAGUAAAAGACGCUUUUGGAAGAGCAGCCGGCCCCUUCGAGGCCUGAGGGGCUCCCUCUCUGGCACAGCGUGAGUUUUUAGGUUAUUCGAGGUUUUGGUCAACAAGGAAGGUUAAAAAUGGCAUCAAAAGAAGAACUUAUGAAUGAUGAGCGGUUUCGUCGAAUUACAAAGGACCCUAGAUUUUGGGAAAUGCCAGAAAAAGAUCGAAAAAUUAAGAUUGAUAAGAGAUUUCGAGCAAUGUUUCAUGACAAAAAGUUCAAGUUGAAAUAUACUGUGGAUAAAAGAGGACGUCCCAUAAAUCAUAGCAGUACAGAGGAUUUGAAACGUUAUUAUGACUUAUCAGAUUCAGACUCUGAUCUCUCGGAUAAAGAUAGUGAAGCAUCAAACAAAAAGAAAACGAAGAAAAAGACCCAGAAAACUAAAAAAGGAGAUCCAAAAAAAUUACCAGAUGAUAAGGAAAAAAGCAACACUAUUAGGCCAAAGGAAGACUUUGGACAUGGGAAAGAGCAAGAUGGUUAUGAAAAUAUUUGUAAAACACAGAGUUUGAACAGAGUUAAGAAGGUGCAUGCACAAAAUAAUCUGCAAAAAGAUGAAAAAGAAUCAAAAAAUAAAGGCAUAAAGAAUCAAAAAGAGGCAUUCCUAUUUAAUGCAGACACAUCCUCUAGUGGAAAACUAAAGAUGUCAGAACUGGACAAUAAUAAAAUUGUGAAAUAUUCCAAGGUGAAGUUUCCUAAAGAGAAAGAGAAAUGUGAUUCAGACAACAGUGAUGUUUAUUUAGAUGUCAGUGAAUCUGAUGAAAGUGAGUUGGAGGAAGAUACCGAAGAUGAUAGUGAAACAGAAGAUGAUGAACAAUCAGAAGAUAGAAGUGCCGGGGAUGAUGAGGAAAUCUCAGAAUAUGAUGAUGAAGAUGAUGAUGAAAGUGAUAGUGGCCCUGAUCUUGCUAGAGGAAAAGGAAAUAUUGAAACUAGUUCAGAAGAUGAAGAAGAUGAUAUGACUGAAUUUUUUCCUAAGGAACCUAGUUUUGAGCAUGCAUGGAGAGAAUUAGAUAAAGAUGCCCCUCGGGCAGAUGAGAUUACUCGUCGAUUAGCAGUUUGCAACAUGGACUGGGAUAGAUUAACAGCUAAAGACUUGCUGGCUCUGUUCAAUUCAUUUAAACCGAAAGGUGGUGUUAUAUUUUCUGUAAAGAUCUAUCCUUCAGAAUUUGGGAAGGAGAGAAUGAAGGAAGAACUUGUUCAAGGACCUAAAGAAUUACAAAGUAUUCCUGAGGAUGCUCCUGAAAAAGACUGGACUUCUAGAGAAAAGUUAAGAGAUUAUCAAUUCAAGAGACUAAAAUACUUUUAUGCAGUUGUAGACUGUGAUUCUCCAGAAACAGCCAGUAAAAUUUAUGAAGACUGUGAUGGACUGGAAUUUGAAAGUAGCUGUUCCUUUGUAGAUCUGAGGUUUAUUCCAGAUGAUAUUACAUUUGAUGAGGAGCCAAAAGACAUAGCUUUAGAAGUGGAUAUAACAACAUAUAAACCCAAAUAUUUUACAUCUGCAGCAAUGGGAACAUCAACGGUAGAGAUCACUUGGGAUGAGACUGAUCAUGAAAGAAUUAAAACACUAAACAGAAAUUUUAAAAAAGAUGAACUUCUUGACAUGGAUUUUCAAGCCUAUUUAGCAUCCUCCAGUGAUGAUGAAGAAGAACCAGAAGAAGAGCAACAAGGUGGUGAUGAAAUCAGUGGGGCAGAAGAUGUCAGAUCUAAAAAGAGCCAAAAGGAUGAUGAUGAACAAAUUACAAAGUACAGGCAACUUUUGCAGCUUAUUCAAGAAAAAGAAAAGAAAUCCAAAGACAAUGACAUGGAAAUGGAAAUUAAAUGGGUUCCAGGACUUAAAGAAAGUGCUGAAGAGAUGGUCAAAAACAAGUUGGAAGGAAAAGAUAAAUUGACUCCUUGGGAACAAUUUUUAGAGAAAAAGAAAGAGAAAAAAAAACUGAAAAAGAAGCAGAAGCUACAGUCUGUUAAUGAAAAAGAGACCAGUGAAGAUGAGCUUCCAUCUGAUGUUGACUUGAAUGAUCCUUACUUUGCUGAAGAAGUUGGAAAAAUAGGUACAAAGAAAAAAUCCAAAAAAAUCUCUAAGGAUGAAAAAUCUCCAGAAGAAGAAGCUGAGGUUGAAAGACAAAAUGCUGAAAUGGCUUUGCUUAUGAUGGAUGAUGAAGACGAUGGCAGGAAACACUUCAAUUACAACAAGAUUGUAGAGCAACAGAACCUGAGCAAAAAGAAAAAGAAAAAACUCAUGAAAAAGAAGGAACUAUUGGAGGAUGACUUUGAGGUGGAUGUUUCAGAUACUCGGUUCCAAGCAAUGUAUACUUCCCACUUGUUCAACUUAGAUCCUUCUGAUCCUAAUUUCAAGAAAACAAAAGCUGUAGAAAAAAUCCUAGAGGAGAAGGCUCGACAGAGAGAACAGAAACAACAGGAACUUACAAAGGCAAUAAAGAGAAAAGAGAAUGACCUGCAAAAGGAAACAGCAAAGAAAUCCAUAGAUCCUGCUUUGUCAAUGCUAAUUAAAUCUAUCAAAAACAAAACACAGGAGUUUCAAGCAAGGAAAAAACAGAAAGUCAAAUAACUUGUUUACUUUGAUGCAUCCUAAAUGCAUUCUCCUAAAUUGAAAGAAUAAAGUAUUUUUAAUGACUGAAGCUCUUUCUGGCAUAGGAAUUAAACUUUGAUCUUGCUGACUGUUUUGAUAUUUUUCUCCAUGAAUAAUGACAGAAGCAUAGGUUGUGUCUUAUUCAGCUAGUAAGGGCAGAGCCUGGAUCUGGAGAGAAGGAGUCCCAAGUUGGACCACAUAUCUCCAAAUCCAGCACACUUUCCAGUGUACCAUUUGCCUACAGGUUUUGUGUCUUUAUACACAAAAAUUUCUUAUUCAAAUAUAUAUUAACUUGAAAUUUUUUGUUUUUCAUAAAAUCAAGUUGGAUAUUAAGUGAGAAUCAGCAAAAUAAAAUUUAAUAUAUAUUUAAAAAUUUAAUUUCUGAAGAAUUGGAAUUCUAUAGAAUCUUACACAUAUAAGCUUGUUAGGGUUUAUUUGAUAUUAUUUAUUUACUGUGGCAAAUGAUCAACAGAUCAGUCUGGUCAUAGUAAUCUGGAAGUCUCUUAAGUUAGCUUAUUUAUUAAGCCUUGAAGGGUAGUCAAGAAGACAUUGUAUCCUAGUGGACAGAAUACUGGCCUUGCUGACAGGGACACUUGGAUUCAGAUUCUGCCUCUGUGAUCCACAGUUAAAUCAGUUAACCUCUCUGAGCCUCAGACAACUCUCUUAAACUUAUCCAGUGCAUUCUAGACAGUUUGCAAUCUGUAAUGGUGGUGCAAGUUCCCACUGUUAAUUAAUAGACUGAUAGUUUGGCCUAUUGACAUCCUUUAAGGUAGUAACCUGUGACCUUUCUUUGAAACCUACCUGUGGUUCUUAUGUAUUUUUUAUGAAUUUAAAUUUUUCAAUAGACAUUUGAAGUCUUUUUGUUCAUUUGUUCUACUUUAAGAAAGGAAGUCAGCCAGUGGUAAGGAAUUGGAUUGUAGAUCACUUUUUGAAGAAACUUGGCAGAGAAGAGGGGAAUCACAUGGGAAAGGAGCUAGAUUGAACAGAAGGAUCAAGAGAUGUCUCACCUUUUCUCAUUUAUCUGUGUUUUUUAAAAAAUAAACUCAUUCCCUAGGGGAAAAAUCUGGGAAAUCAAUUCAAACGAGAAAUAAUAUAAUGAAGAUGAAAAGCAAGUUCAUAUUCUAAUAACUGUAUUUGAAAUGUUUGUGAAGUCUUCUCCAGUGAUUUUUCUUUUUGCAGUAGUAGUCUUUUGUCUGACCUUCAGCUUUAUGAUGGAGUACUUUUAAAUAGGUGGAUAUUCUUCUAUAAAACUUAAGAAAAGUCUUCAGUUUUUAGUGUUUAAUACCUUUGAUCUCAUCUGUUUUAGGUCUUAUCAACUAAUAACUGACCACUUGUAAGAGUCAAUAUUGCACUUCAAUAAUAUAUGCACAAAUAAAAUUAGAAUGGUCAGUAGGAGCAAAUACUAAAUGUAGGAGUUUCAGGAAUGCAAAAGGAUUUUGGCUGGUUUUGUGGGUUAAUAGUAAACUAUUAUUAAAUAGUAAAUAUAGUAAAUAGUAAUAGUAAAUAGUUUUUAUUAUUAAAAUUCAGGCUUGCAGAUGUAGCAUAAUUUUGCAGUGUGUGGGGAUGCAAAACUCAUUAGUGUGGUAUCAAAGAAAAAAAAGGAAUUCAAAAAGCCUUUGAGCAGGAAAAAAAGACGGAACAUUUGAAUUGUUUAGAGCUAGCUGCCAGAACUUUGGAAUGCCUGAAAAGGGAAUUGUUUUAUUAUAAAGCAGUGACACCAUUAAAUUACCCAACUGUA
Vombatus ursinus (common wombat) is the source of this 4522-nucleotide messenger RNA. It is a transcript of the gene ESF1, whose product is annotated as ESF1 nucleolar pre-rRNA processing protein homolog. Gene Ontology annotation, biological process: rRNA processing. Gene Ontology annotation, molecular function: RNA binding. NCBI's taxonomy places the organism in Eukaryota, Metazoa, Chordata, Mammalia, Diprotodontia, Vombatidae. The transcript is spliced from 14 exons. Gene Ontology annotation, cellular component: nucleus. The record is from RefSeq and is a predicted model, not a curated record. Bases 280 to 2763 code for a protein of 827 amino acids.